Molecule: messenger RNA, 2018 nt
Organism: Halteromyces radiatus
Lineage: Eukaryota; Fungi; Mucoromycota; Mucoromycetes; Mucorales; Cunninghamellaceae
Exons: 1
Coding region: 11-1795 (594 amino acids)
Cellular component (GO): nucleus
Molecular function (GO): protein binding
Source: RefSeq, a predicted model, not a curated record
UGUUAUUUUCAUGUCUACAAUAGCACUAGAUAACUACCUUACCAGUCAUGGCUUAAUACUUCAAGAAACUGGGGAUAUCACAAAAGGAAGAAAAGUUAUCUCUACUCGAAACCAUGAACGAGGUCAUGUCCUUAUUACUUCACAACCUCUUGGAACUAUCCCUUUACCCUCGCGUCGUCAAGAAAUCUGCAAUUAUUGUUUCCGAAAACCACAACAACCAACCAGUUUACAAAGAUGUUCUCAAUGUAAAACCGCUUAUUUUUGUGACAAAGCUUGUUUCAAGAAUGCAUGGCUGACCUACCAUCAAUAUGUCUGUCGACCCAACUCUGCAACUCAACAACUAGUGGACGAUGAUGAUCAAGAUGCUUUAGAUCUGGAAAUGCUAGAACGUGUUGCUUUGAAUUGUUGGCGCUACAAUAAACGGAAACUAAAUCAACAAGUUCAAUUGGAAACAAUUUCUACCGAAGAACAACGACAGGAAGAAAACGUGGAUGCAACAAUGGAAGCUUUUUAUAGUUUGAUGGAUCAUAAACAAAGUCAACCAAAACACACAAUACAACGAUUCAGUCAAUUAUCUCAAAAGGCGCUUUCUCGUGUUUAUUUGAAAGAUAGUGGAUUGACAACCAACGAACUUGUACAGUGUUUAUGUCGAUUCCAAUGCAACAAUUUUGGUGUUCACGAUGAUCAUUUAUUCACUAUUGGCGAAGGUACUUACCCUGUGGCUUCACUGAUCAAUCAUUCAUGUCGACCUAAUGCUAUUGUUAUGUUUGAUGGUGCUUUACUCUGUGUGGUGGCUAUCGAAAACAUUCAACCAGAUCAAGAGGUGACUAUUUCUUAUGUAGAUGCUGCUCAUGAUCGAUCCCAUCGCCAAUCAACACUCUUUGGAAAAUACUUUUUUCAUUGUGAUUGUGUUCGCUGUCUGGAUGAUACAAAUAUCUAUGGUGAAAUUGAUUCUCUCUUGGGUAAUGAAGCAUCUGAUUGGGAUCGUGCUCAAGCAUUAUUAAUGGAAAACAACGACAACACAUUACGUAGCAAGAUCUUACAACAAGUGAAUGAUUGGGAUUUAUUGGAAAUGUGUCGCUUAUACGAUCGGAAACAUGAUGCAAUCCCUGAUCCUACAAAGCCUUUGGAUUUGGCAACCUAUACCCAUUUUGUCAUUCAAUUCUUUGCCCCUUAUCUCUGGUCAGUCAACAAUCCUAGUAUACGUUUGGUCAAUGAACGUUCUCCCUCUAGUGCUGCUGCUGGCAGCUCAUCAAGAUCUAGCACGCCUCCACCUUUACCAUCACCACCGUCAAGGGGACUUUCUCAUUUCGAUGAUCCUUUACCACAUCUUGCUCGACCCAUGGUACCUGAUUCUUAUCAAGCUAUUCUCCAGAAAGUGAUGUCGAUGAUUCGAUCUUAUCCUGUGGAUCCUGAUGUUGUACCUUUCCAUCUGACGACCCUCUCGGCUUCAACACAACUGCUGUAUGAUGAAAUGAAUGCGGGCAAUUGGCGAAACGCGGUCAAGUUGGGUAUGUAUGUGUUGAUACAAUACUGUUGGAUCUACCCUCCUUAUCAUCCUAUAUUGGCACAACAUAUCUUGUUACUGGCAAAAUGUAGCUGGAACUCCAUCAUCAAAUCAGAAUUAUUAGGCGAUGGCAAGGCACUGGAAACUGUUUAUGAACGUGGUGUACGACGAUGGCUCAUGCUUUCCAAAGAAGCUCUUGCUUGUUGUGUUGGGAAAAAAGGGGAUCAAUGGCGUGAAUUGAUUGAAUUGGAAUGGAUCUUUUUACGGGAACAAAAGUUGAAGGAAUAGAUUAGUUAUUUAUUUUAGUCAUUGAUUAGAUUAUUAUCGUUAGUUUUUAUUAUUAUUAUUAUUAGUGUUAUUAGCAGUAGGAUUGUUGUGGAUGAAAAUAGGAAUAAUAAACGUUUUUUAUUUUUAUCGUUUGAUGAUGAUUAAAUUUUUUUAUUUAUUUAUUUAUUUCUUUUACAAAGACUUUGUUGAUGGGUUGGGUAAUGUCAGAUACGUCCGUAUAUUU